AUGGGAAAUACUGAUUCAAAAGUUGAUUUUCGUGUAGCUGUUGUUCAAUUAACAUCUCGUAGUCAACAAAUUGAACCAAACGAUGAAUCAUUUUGGGAUCAAUUUUGGUCGGAUAAAAUUUCAAGUGUACAAGAUAUAUUUGCAUUAGUACCAGCUGCUGAAAUACGUGCAUUGCGUGAAGAAUUACCAUCAAAUUUAGCUACUCUAUGUAAUAAACUUGUUGAUCGUUUACAAUUAGCUGCAGAACAAUCAUGUCAAACCCAACGAGAUCAAACAGCUGCUAUUAAUUGUGUUCGAUUAUUAACUCGUUUAUUACCAUAUAUAUUUGAAGAACCUGAAUGGCGAGGCUUUUUUUGGUCUGACAUUCCGACAGGUCAACAACAAACAACAUCAAAUGGAGAAUAUGUUAGUAAACCACCAUUAGCUGAACGACUUCUUCAAACAUUAGCCGAUCUUUUAUUUUGUCCGGAUUUUACAGUUGCAUCAAAGAAAAAAAAAGGACCAGAAAAUCCAGAAGAUAUUCAUACUAUCGAUAGUUGUGAAUAUAUAUGGGAAGCUGGUGUUGGAUUUUCUCAAUCACCUGUUCAUGUACCAAGCAAUGAUAGAAAUCGAACAGAACUUCUAAAACUUUUACUAACAUGUUUUUCAGAAACAAUCUAUAUGACACCAACAGUCGAACUACAUUCUCAUCCAAAUAAAUGGUUAACUUAUUUUACAUCUGGUCAUAAUCGACAAACAUUACCUCUAUUUACUUCAUUAAUAAAUAUAGUAUUUUCCUAUGAUCCAGUUGGUUAUUUACCGUAUAAUUAUCUACUAUUUACUGACACACGUGAACCUCUAGUCGAAGUAGCUGCUCAAUUAUUAUGUAUAACGUUAGAUAAUAGUUCAUUUUCUUCGAAUGAUCAAGCCUCAUCACCAACAAGUAAAACAGUUUCAUCAUUACCAGGAGAUGACUGUCCAAAUUUAUUUAUUAAUUAUUUAUCACGUAUUCAUCGUGAUGAUGAUUUUAAUAUUUUAUUAAAAGGUUUUUGUCGUUUAUUAAAUAAUCCUCUUAUCCAAACAUAUUUACCUGGUUCAUGUAAAAAAAUUGGUUUUUAUCAAGAAUUACUUAUUUUAUUUUGGAAAUUUUGUGAUCGAAAUAAGAAAUUUUUAUAUUAUGUUUUAAAAUCUAGUGAAGUACUUGAUUUACUUGUACCUAUACUUUAUUUUCUUAAUGAUGCACGGUCGGAUACAUCAAAAAUUGGUUUAAUGCAUAUUGGUGUAUUUAUUUUACUUUUAUUAAGUGGGGAAAGAAAUUUUGGUGUCCGCUUAAAUAAACCUUAUGUAACACGAGUACCAAUGGAUAUACCUGUAUUUACAGGCACUCAUGCAGAUUUAUUAAUAAUUGUCUUUCAUAAAAUAAUUGUUUCAGCACAUCAACGUUUACAACCAUUAUAUGAUUGUUUAUUAACAAUAAUUGUGAAUAUUUCACCUUAUCUUAAAACUUUAUCAAUGGUUUCAAGCAAUAAAUUACUUCAUUUGCUUGAGGCAUUCAGUUCACCAUGGUUUUUAUUGGCUGCACCGGAUAACCAUCAUCUAGUUUUCUUUCUUCUCGAAGCUUUUAAUAAUCUUAUUCAAUAUCAAUUCGAUGGCAAUGCAAAUCUUGUUUAUACAAUAAUACGUAAAAGACAAGUAUUUUUUUCUUUAAGUAAUUUAGCUACCGAUACUCAAACAAUAGCAAAAUUAAGUACAAAAAAUUCUAAUGUACCAUCAACAUCAUCAAAAAAAAAUAUUGAUCAAUCUGCAAAUAAACAAACUGUUUUUCAAACAAAUUCAAAAUCAACGACGGAUGGUGAACCACAACUUAAUAAAGAAAUUUCACCACAAUCAAAUAUGAGUUCAACUGGAGUUAUAUCCAGUGCUAUGACGACAACACUUGCUGAAACACCAUCUAUUCACAAAAUGACUGAACGUACAUUAGCCGCUUCACCUAAUAUGGACAGUAAUCAACAUCAACGUUCUGGUACCAAUAAUGAAACAUCUCCAUCAUCGAGUCAACGUGCUUCGCCUUCACCACCAACUACGGUAUCUUCAAAUCAUUUUCAACAAACAGAUAAUAGUCUUUGGUCACCAACAUCUGAAUGGGUACAAUCAUGGAAAGGCAAAUUACCAUUACAAACAAUAAUGCGUCUUCUUCAAGUUCUUGUACCACAAGUUGAAAAAAUUUGUAUGGAUCGUGGUUUAACUGAUGAAAGUGAAAUAAUUAAAUUUUUACAACAUGGAACACUUGUUGGUUUAUUACCAGUGCCUCAUCCAAUAUUAAUUCGAAAAUAUCAACCAAAUUCUGGUACAGUUAUGUGGUUUCGUACAUAUAUGUGGGGUGUUAUUUAUCUCAGGAAUGUUGAUCCACCUAUUUGGUAUGAUACGGACGUUAAAUUAUUUGAAAUUCAACGUGUUUAA
Messenger RNA from Rotaria sp. Silwood1, 2439 nucleotides. NCBI's taxonomy places the organism in Eukaryota, Metazoa, Rotifera, Eurotatoria, Philodinida, Philodinidae. The record is from the annotation of a GenBank genome assembly.